This is a messenger RNA of Nymphalis io (European peacock), 4451 nucleotides long. RefSeq lists its product as uncharacterized. The transcript has 9 exons. The coding region runs from base 232 to 3849 and encodes 1205 amino acids. Gene Ontology annotation, cellular component: cytoplasmic microtubule; cilium. Gene Ontology annotation, biological process: microtubule cytoskeleton organization. Lineage: Eukaryota; Metazoa; Arthropoda; Insecta; Lepidoptera; Nymphalidae. The record is from RefSeq and is a predicted model, not a curated record. Gene Ontology annotation, molecular function: microtubule binding.
UCUAAAAAACCAUUGAUUACAUAAUACACUUUCGUAAUUAGGAAGAUUAGUAAUGUUGGGAUUUCCAUUUAUUGUUUUACAAAAGUUCAAAUAUUGUUUUCUUACACGAAGCGCUCGUAUAGUCUCAUCGAUUGGUCAGGGGUGGCGUGGCGCGCCUUGUCCGAUCAUUAACCCAGUUGUGUGUCGGCGGCGCGGCCGGGCACGCGACCGCCGUCGCUCCAGUCCACCGCCAUGCAACUGCCCGAGCCGCCGCCACCACCGCUCGCUCCUCUCUGGGACCGCGUGCUCCGGGCCCGUGCUUUACCACCCGAUCUUGACGUGCAGCUUCUUUACAUAGCUAUAAAAGAUCGCCUAUCACACCCCGAAUGGGAAGUACGGCUGCACGCUCUUAGAGUGCUCGCUGACUUACUACCAAUAUCCGGUAACGCGCUGUCUUUUCCAUUUGAUCAAGUCAUCGACAAUCUCGGACACAACUCUCCAAAUGUUCGUAAAGCAGCAUUGGAUGCUUUGAAGGUCUUCUGUAGUCACUGCGAGGAUCCCGAUUGUGCGGCUCGUGCGAUUAUAGACAAAUUUUCUUAUAAUAAUAUUAGAGCACAUACAAGUGAUGUGGAUAUAAAAAUAAAUAUUUUAACUGGAUUAAUACUUUCGAUACCGUCUUUGAUAGGUAUUUUGAAACGUAGAAAUUCGAACCUGGAUAUGUUUCCUGUUUUCCAAAUUUUAGGGGAGAAACUUUUUGAUAAUAUGCACAAGGAUGUCGCCCUCAGAUCUCUAAUGAAAUUACGGAGAUUGUGUGGUCCUCGUCAAUACAUGAUAUGUUUUUCGCGUUUGGAUUCAAGAAUUCAAGAUAAAUUUCGUGUUUUAUGUGAAAUGUACGAUGAAGAUUCACAAGAUGUUUUUUACGCUCCGAGAAAAUCCCGCCCACCUGUAGUGCAUAUAAAUCAUAUUUAUAAUAAUUCCAUGAUAAAUCCUAUAUAUUUAUCUACAGAUUCUUCUUCAGAUGAUUCUUAUAGGGUGCCGUUUCAUAAUAGUAAUUACGCUAAAGUUAUAAUAGAAACUGAAAUAAAAUUCGAUUCCGAUACAGCUAUAACAAUGACCGUGUUAGAACAAAAUGAAACGGAAUCGGACAAAAACACAGCAAGCGAUGAUGAUUGCGAUAGUUCUGAUCGUAUUAUGUUAAAGUACAGUGACGUCGAAUCAGAAGAAGAUACUGAUGUAGUUGUGAAGAAAGUGCGCUUCGGUGGUGAAAGUGUAAAAAUUCGGACACCAGAUAGUGAUAAUUUAAUAACAAGUGAAGAAGACGCAAAUCACAAUCGUCCAGCAUUAUUAGAAAAACCUAAAAUCGAAGAUAAAUUAACCGAAACGUCAUCUAUUAUCAAUAAAAUGCAAGAAUUAAAACGAGAGAAUCGUGAAAGAGAAAGUAAUUUUACAUCGAGAAAAAGUGGUAUUCCGCUUCCUAUAAUAUCUAAUAAAGGACUGAAAGGAGUCUUAAAACCUAACAAAGUAAAAAUGAAAUCAAAGUCCCUAAGCGAGCUGUAUGACUAUUUUAAUAAGAAGAGUGAUGUGAUAGACGGCAAAUCGAAAGAAAAUUCAGGAUUUGCUUUGACUCUUACAGAAGUGACAUCUCCUGAUAAAGUGCCUAGUCCAGUAGAACUACAUAGGGAAGUUGAAGUUUUGCACAAUCUUCAAAGAAGCCCUACUCUGUCCCCUCGAAGACAACAAACGCGAUUAAGUCUAGAUAACGACCGAUUCAUCUUGAAUCUGGUGGCGUCAUCUCGUCAUGACAGCAAUCUUCUGUCUCCCAGACCGCCCUCGCCACUGCGAGGUCAUUACGAUUGGGAGGAACUGCACAUCAUACCGCAGCACGUAGCCGUUCAGUUGCAUAACACGGAGAAUUGGAUAGCAGCAGUGAAGGCAGCAGAUUACCUACACAGUAAACUUUUAGAUCCCGACAAUGUGCAGAAACUCGAGCCAGCUGUCCUGUCCUUCGUGCAGCAUAUGUGGGCGAUCAGUGAUGCGGUAUCAGCAGCAAGAGCACCGGCUGAAGGUGCGGUGUGCGCGGUAGUGCGCAGCGGUAGUUCUACCUGCGUGAGACAACUGCUACCCGUACUGAUAGCAAGAAUAGCAAGAGAUCCACCUCCUGCGGGUUUACCCCACGCUCUACUGCAACGAAUGGCUUUACAUCAUCUCGUUGAACUCAUAUUCGAACCUGACAUGAUUAGGGAUUCAGAAAACGGGCAACUCCGAGCAGCUCUUUGCCUAGCUCGUGCGGCAGGACCAGCCGCUGUGUUAUCGGCUGUUCGAAGAAGAUUGUCCGGAUCCUCACGCGCGGACACUUUUUGUAACGAGCUUCGUGAACGUCUUAAUCGGCCUGUCGACAACAUGAAAUGCAACCAAAUCGCCAGCAUUAAUACUUUCGGUAGAAUAUCUCAGUUGCCAGUCCCUGCUCGUCGACGAGCGAGAUCCACUCCUCCAGCUGCGCCACCACCCCGACCUCGAAGGUUAAGACCUUUACCGGACUCCGCACCUUUACCCGGUAUAUCUCAACCCGGCCGACCUGACUUAUUCUUAAAGCCUUUGUCAUCAAUGAUUCUUCUUGAUGGAGACUCGAGCGCCGUUACUGCCUCCGCUGAAGAAACCGAAGAAAAUAAAAACAAAAAGAACGUCGAGGAUUAUGUUAUUGUUGAUGGUUCCACAGAUAUUGGAAACAACAUAGAACCAACACAUCACGCUUCUGUGUCACGAACUCCAUCUAUCCAUGUCGAAGAUCUGUCUGAAAAAUCGUAUCCAUCUUUAGGCAGUGCUGAAACAGCUGGUGAACAGUGUUCAGUUCAAAGUGAUAAUAUUCAUGAAGAAAUAACACAAGAAAGAGAGGAUGAAUUGCUACCACCGCCUGCGAUAGAUGUUCUACCAACAUUAACAACAAAUGACAUCACACAAUCUUCAACGACCCUUGAUGUUCUACCAACAUCAACAACAAAUGACAUCACACAAUCUUCAACGACCCUUGAAAACAUCGAAGUAUCGGAAGAUAAACAACCUAGUGAAAAAUCUUCCCCAUUAAUAAACCGCUCAAAAAGCGCUAGCAAGUCACUUAGUUCCGUGAGAAGUGCAACUACUUCACCUGAGCCUACGAGUGAACCUCUCGAGACCCGAUGUGAACGUGACGUUCGUACGGCUCUUGCAGAAUGUAUGGUUCCUUCCCGAAACGAGGACUGGGAGGCUAUUGUCAAUAGAUUAAUAGAAACUGAACGACUUGCUAAAGAUCAGGGAGCUCGCGCACCUGCAGCUAGCUGGCGGGCAGCAACGCGAUCCGUCUCCGUGCACGUGCGGUCGCUCCGGUCCCGAGUCGCCAGAGCCGCAUGCUCCACACUUGGAACUUUAUUCGAGCACAGAGGACGUGCUCUUGACCCUGAAUUAGAAGAAGCGAUAAGCGCGCUGCUGGAACGAUGCGCGGACGUGAACCGUUUUCUACGUGCGGAUGCUACUACUGCACUGGGACGUGUGGCGUGUGGUGGUGGUUGUGCACGAGUUGGUGUAGCACUUGCCCGUCGUGGGGCGACACACCGUGCAGGUCCCGUACGCGCUGCCGCAGCACAAACCUUGGCGCGAUUAGUACGACAGCACGGUGCAGCACGAGUACUUGAACUCCCUAGUGAGCCGCGCACAGUAAUGCUGCGUGCAGCCGGUGAAUUGCUAGCAGAUGCAAGUCCAGAAGCACGAAUGCACGCCCGACACCUUUUUUUUGCAUUGUCCGAAGAUACGCGCUUUAGACAAAUGCUUAAAGAAGCUAUGCCACCUAGUCGAUAUCGUGCAAUUGAGAAAUUCGUUGAUAAAUUACGAUGUCGAUAGUAAUACAAAAUAAUUUUCUUGAUACUUUACAAUUACAUUGUUUAUAGAUUAGGAUAUCAAUUUUGUACAAAUCCUUGAAUGUAAAAACCCUUGAAAAAAUAGCUUGAUGACUCAGAAAGGAAAAACUAUACCUACUAACAAAUACUAUAAGAAAGUUUGACUUGAAAAUUAGAUACAUACAAAUAAUAAUAACAAACAAUUUAAUAUAUUACGCAAGUACUUACUCAAAUGCAUUGUACAUAUAUUUUCGAUUUCGUUUCUAAUCGAAUUGAAUGACAUUACGAUAUGACUGAUUCGAGCAAAGAUAUUUUUAUAACUAGGUAAAUUGUAUGAGAACUGAAUUUUAUAUGAACCUUGGAUUAAUCCUUUCUACAAAAAAAAAAUAUAGCUCCUUAUUUGGUAAAUUUUCAUAAAUUUGUUUUCAUAUCUGCAUACGAGACUCAAAUGGAAAUUUUAAUACCAUCAAGAUUACUUAAGUUUUUUUUAAUGAUACGUCGAAAAACAAAAUACACUGUUUCGAUAAAUAAGUAAAAUAUUGAGUAAAAUUAUGAAUAAAAUUAAUGUUACGUAUGUUCGGUUCUUUAAAAGAAUAUUAAUUGUUA